AGAAGUAGAGAGACAGAGACACACGGAGAGGGAGAGCGAGAAUGAGAGGGGGGCUCAGAGCUCUGAUAUUAUCCUUAGUUUCGGAGACCCAGACUGAAAGCAAGUCCCCAGCGGGGCUCAUAACAGAGACUAACUUUGACUACAGCAGAAGAGAGCGGGCGCUCCGCGAUCAGCACCUCGGACAGCGCCGCGGCUCCGCCGGAGGAGAGACGCGGGUCCCGGCCAGCAGCGGAGCUCUGCCCGGUCCAGGGAUGCGGUUCCUCGGCAUCGCUCCUCAGCGCGCCGCAAUGGGCUUUAGCCUAUCCAUUGCAUAAUAACAGCAGAGCAUGCCCUUGACAAAUGUCCACACUGAGUUGUGUCCAUUAUGACUGCUGAGGGAGUAGGGGAAGACUUUGUGGCCAAACUAGACUGAGCCUUUCUUUGAAAAAAAAAAAAAAAAAAUAGUUUAAAGUGUCUCUACCAACACAUAAGACUUAUUCGCACUACCAUGGGGAUAAGCCACCUUCUGUUGCUGCUUAUAUACUUGGACCCGCUGUGUGUGCUGGGCGCCCCCAACAGUGGGAAGAAACCCAAGCAGGCUGCGCGGAAGAAUCCCAAAGCCAAUGCGGUGACGACGGCCGCCCCGCAGCCCAGCACGCAGCCGUCCUUCACCCACGACACCUGCCUGGGCUACUACGACGUGAGCGGCCAGUACGACACCAUGUUCGAGUGCAACAACACGGACCACCGCUUCUGCUGCGGCUCGUGUUACCUGCGCUUCUGCUGCGAGUACAAGAAAGACCGGCUGGAGCAGAAAUCCUGCAGGAACUACCAGACGCCCGACUGGGUGCAGACGGCCUCGCCGUCGCCCAUCCCGACCGGUGACACGUACGAUCCCAGCAUGGAUCAGACCAACACCGCCGUCUACAUCACCUGUGGGAUCAUAGCCUUCAUCAUAGUGCUGGGAGUGUCGGUCAAAGUUGCGUAUGAUAAAGCCACAGAACCGCCUCAGGAAAUGAAUAUACACAGGGCCCUUGCAGACAUUCUGAGGCAGCAGGGGCCCAUCCCCAUUUCGCAAUAUGACUGUGAAAAUUUCGCAGCUAUGAACGGCUCGCCCAAAGACAACACACCAGUCAGAACCUCAUCCAAGAACCACUACACCCCUGUUCACGCCUCCAAAUCCAACCACGGUCUCCACUACGGGAAAGAGAGCAUCCGGAGCAGCGGCGGCGGCGACCUUCACAACUUCAUCUCCUCCGGCUUCGUGACGCUGGGCCGAGGCCAUCAGAAAGGAGAAAAACAUUGGCCGGUCCGCUCCCAGAGUCACCAUGGUACCCAUCAGCACAGCUAUAACCACGUGGCUUUAGGUAGUCCUACACGCACGCCUAAGAAUGCUCACCGGUCGUUGAGACGCGAAAACAAUCGGAUAAGCGGCAUCCUGACGUCGCAGACGGAGCCCUACGACCUGUCUUUCUCGCGCUCCUUCCAGAGCCUGUCACACCUGCCGCCCUCCUACGAGGCGGUCGUCAAAGCCGACAUCAGCCGGUUCUCAUCCCUGAAGAAACUCACAGAUAAAGAAGGCGAUGACCAUUACAGUCGUAAGCGCCACCUGCCCGACCUGGCGGCACGAAGCACUCUUCCCAUGCAUGUUCUGAAAAUCACUCAAGAGCAGCACCGGGAAAAGCAGCUGCAGCUCCAGAGCCAGCCCCCCCAGUCCUCCAUCUCCCAGGGCCCCUCGCAGUCCUCGCAGCGGGACUCCCAGCAGAGGCAGAGGCCCCGGCGCGUCCAGAGGGCCAUGUCCCAGGACCGAGUCCUGUCCCCUCAGAGCGCCCCCCACCCGGACUACAGCAUGUCCUCCAAUGACAUGUCCCCGUACGGAGGCAGGAUCCUCUCCGACGAACAGCUGCUGUCGGCCGAGCGCCUCCGCUCCCAGGAGCGCCUCCUGCCGCAGGACCGCCACACCUCCCAGGACCGCCUGUACUCCAAGGACCGGAUGUACUCCAAGGACCGGCUCCUGUCGCAGGACCACCUGUACUCUAAAGACCGCCAUUAUUCCCAAGAGCGCCUCUAUUCACAAGACCGCCUGUACUCACAGGACCGCCUCCUGUCCCAGGAUCCUCUGCUUUCGCCGGACAAGCUGGUGAUGUCGCUGAAGCGCGGCAUGGUCAGCAGCUACUCCGGCGGCUUCCGCGGCAGCGACAAGUCCAUGUCGCGCGCCAUCUCACACACGGACGUGUUCAUACCCACCACUCCCAUCAUGGAUCGCUACAAGAUGACCAAAAUGCACUCCCACCCCAGCGCCUCCAACAACGGCAGCGGCGGCGGAGGAGGAGGCAGCGGGGUGCCCGGGACGGUAGCGGCCGCCGUGCACUCCAACACGUUAGCCAUGAACCACACGGUGAAUAAGAGGCAGGCGUUCGCCUCCAGACGGACUCACACCGUGGAGCAGCUCCACUACGUCCCGCCGCACCACCAGCAGCCGCCGCCGCCGCAGCCGCAGCACUACCGCACAGGCAGCAAGACCGAGGUGACUGUGUAGCGCCAGCCGGGGCUGCUGAACUGCAGCGGAGGAGCACCAGGGUGCACCAGGGUGGGCUUGAGUGCGGUGGCUGGGUACGCUGUCCAUCCGUCAGAGUAGAUAGCGGCGGUUCCAUUUCCUCUUUGACUGAAACUCCGGCGAACUUUCCCGGACAGUUCAUCCGCUAGCUUACCGUGAGACCGGAACAACGAGCAACACUGUACAACCGCAUACACAGACCCAGCGACACCCGCAGCCAGAGGAGGUGGUGGAGGGUAUUAUCCAGCUAACUUGCCUAAUAUUGUUUCCAUUGUCUUGGUAAUUUUAUCCGUCCACAGCCUGGUUCCGUGUCCGUUCUAGUGGGAAACACCGAUAGUGUCCGUUUAAGCCUUUAUUAGCCCCCGUUUCCGUCCCACAGAUCCGUCCUGGGACGUUUGUGGCGAAUCUCAAAGGGCUUUGCAUGGUUACACACAAGAACUGACUCUGUGACUUCUACCGCAGGUGAUGACCUCAAGUGAGCCUGUAAUAAACUUUAUAAAUAUAUAAAUGACAGAAAUAAAGAUUUAAAAAAAUACAAAUGGAAAAACCAAAAAAAAAAACAAGCGGCUCUGUGUACGCCCGUCCUCCUCAUAGCUGUAGUGAUCUCGGUGGGAGAAGCUGACGUGGAUGUUAUCAGCACCUGUAUUUGUGCCUCUGGCAGGUGUGUCCCCAUUUCUCAAUACGAAGUGGUUCUGUGGGUUACAAAGCACAAUCGAUACAAAAUAUUCUGUUCUGGUUUUAUCAUUGAGUUUGAAUAGUGAUGGCUAGCUUGGUUUUGUUCUGAAAACAACGGCAGAUUCUUCUUCUUUUCUUUGUUUUCCAGUAGACAAUUGUAAAUAAGCUAUAGUAGAAGCAGUACCAUGGACAAGUCUGUACUGGAUGGACUUUGUAUUAGACUGUCUGUUUUCGAUAGAUUCUUUAAAAACACAACUAUUAAUCAUCACUGUUUCGUGAGAUCAGAAUAGAAACCCACUUAACCGAGUAUUUUGACAGGAUCAAUUAAUACUAUACUGUGUGUGUUGUUUGCAAAACUGUUUGGACGAGAAGUGAAGGCGCACGUUGCUGGCGGCAGGAAACCCUUGGGUCAUAUUUGGAUGUAGACUGUGUUCCAUCGUCGUCAGGACGCUUGAGUCUCAUGGAAAUGGAUUA
This is a messenger RNA of Cololabis saira (Pacific saury), 3685 nucleotides long. It is a transcript of the gene shisa6b, whose product is annotated as protein shisa-6. Gene Ontology annotation, biological process: regulation of AMPA receptor activity; regulation of short-term neuronal synaptic plasticity. Gene Ontology annotation, cellular component: postsynaptic membrane; dendritic spine membrane; postsynaptic density. Bases 488 to 2518 code for a protein of 676 amino acids. The transcript has 10 exons. NCBI's taxonomy places the organism in Eukaryota, Metazoa, Chordata, Actinopteri, Beloniformes, Belonidae. The record is from RefSeq and is a predicted model, not a curated record.